Bufo bufo (common toad) is the source of this 1197-nucleotide messenger RNA. It is a transcript of the gene YDJC, whose product is annotated as YdjC chitooligosaccharide deacetylase homolog. Lineage: Eukaryota; Metazoa; Chordata; Amphibia; Anura; Bufonidae. Gene Ontology annotation, molecular function: deacetylase activity. The transcript is spliced from 6 exons. The coding region runs from base 16 to 1032 and encodes 338 amino acids. Gene Ontology annotation, biological process: carbohydrate metabolic process. The record is from RefSeq and is a predicted model, not a curated record.
GUGCAGAAUAACUCCAUGUCUCCUCACACAAAUCCUGUCACUGGCCCCUGUCAGACUGUCAACGCAGAACUCACCCCGGGCUGCAGACAGAUGUCUGUGAACACCAGGGUCAAGCUGGUGGUGACAGGAGAUGACUUUGGUUACUGCCCUCGCAGGGAUGUUGGCAUUGUGGAAUGUUUCAACACCGGCGCCAUUACGAACGUCUCUCUUCUGGUGAAUGGCAGCUCUGCAGCGUGUGCGGCAGACCUAGCACGCAGGUCUAAUAUUCCUAUAGGUUUGCAUGCUAAUCUCUCAGAGGGCAUACCAGUAUGUCGAGAGCUUCGUCAGAACUCCACUCUUGUCAAUUCUCGAGGAGUCUUUCUUGGAAAGAUGGGCAUACGAAAAGCACUGGCACAAGGGCUCCUUAUCAUGUCAGAGGUUCGUCAAGAAUUGAAUGCCCAGGUCAAGCUGUUUCGUGAGUUGACCGGAGAGAACCCCCAGCAUAUGGAUGGACAUCAGCAUGUUCAUGUUUUACCAAAAAUCCGAGACGAAUUUGCGCAGGUGCUGAAGGAACAUGGUAUUCGUUACACGCGUAUUCCAGUGGAGGUAGGACUGCACAGAUGUAACUGGAUCAAGGAGGAACUAAUGGAAUUUUAUCGAAGCGUGGAGGAGGAUGCGUUAAAUAGUGUGGAAAUCUUCAGAAGCCAAGGGAUUCGGUGGCCUGAUGUAUACAUUGGUCUGAGUACCAUGGGGGAGAACAUGACCGUAAAGAAUAUUCAGCGAGCCCUCGAUUACAGCACUGAGUCUUUUCACAGCUGCCGAACACAACAGAGCUCCCUGUACAGUCCGACGUCUGGCUCCAGUACCAGUAUUGAACUAAUGACCCACCCUGGCUACCCCAGUAUAUUAUCUGAAGGGGGCUGUGGGGAGGGCCCUGAUGACUUUUCCCAGUCUUGGGAAAGAUUACAUGAAAUGAAAAUUCUUAAAGACCCAUUAUUGCAUAGUUCCUACAGUGAAAGAGGUAUACAACUGUGUGCCUUUAGAGACUUAUGAUAGAGGAUUUAUGAUGUGCAUUCUGUUGAACAGCAAAUGGUAACAUACUAGCAUACAAAAAAAUUGGGAAAGGGAAGAAAUGUUUGUUUUUGUGAAACAUUUAAAGGGGUAUUCCAGCUUAAACACCCUGCUUAUAUAGGGCCAGGACAGAUAUGUACCUAAAGU